AAUCCAACCCGGUGAGAAAUAAUUGCACUUUUAGGAUGUAAUUUUCCUUGCAUCGUAGAGGUACAGAGAACCAAGGAGUUCUGCUACAGGACCUCGACAAAUAAAGCCAAAUUUUGUGAAGAAUGGGAUCCAUUGUGAGGAGGCGGAAUGUCCGUGAUUGACCAGCUGAAGGGCGGCUAAUUUUUUUUAAAAGGGGAUACUGAGCUCGGUCUUCGGACAGCAAUCAUUUAAGGUGGUUUCGAUGGUUGAACAAGCGCUAGAGUGCAUCUGUCCUCUAUUAUUAGACUUGAUUAGCUCCUGUGGUCUUUUCCCGCUGCCAAAACUAACACAGAGUCGACAAACCCCCGAACAUGGCCGAUCCGCAAUAAGAGUUCAAGGCAUUUCGAAUGUUUUCAAAUAAUUCCCGUGACUUCCAAAGAAAAUAACAUUUUAGGGGCAGAUAAAGAAUCCAACAAUUUGACGUCACUGACCAGCUAACAAGUUCUGGCGCCUUAGCUCAGCACUUGGCAUAAGGUCAUGGAAAAUCCUUUGUUCUUGCGCAGGGCCAACAAAAUAUAUAAAAUGUUACGGAAGGUUCUCCGUUAUAUGAAAAAUGAUGGCAGAGGUGGCACAUCAUGACGGUGCCAAAUGCCCAGCACUGGCUAAGUGCCGGGUUAAGCGGGUAUGGGGAUUUCUUUAUUGUCCAUAGGUAUGGAUUUAUAUUGCAUUCUCCAUGGGCUUUAUCCAAGAUAUAUAAUAUCAUGAGAUUUCGCCCUGAUCGUUUGGUUGGCCCAGAUAUUGAGGUCAAAGAGCGGAUAUUUUCAUUCAGCAAUUGGACAACAACAGAUUCUCUCCUUUCGAAUAAUUCCACCACGACAUAACUUCAGAUUGGAUGAAUUUGGCUUCAAAACCAUGGUAGUUCAAGAAUCUGGAGAUCCCAUUCGAAUGCUGGUUCUGGAGACAGAUUCGCCACAUCCAGAAGUCAAGGAGAAUAAGGGUGGAUAUAGUGAUAUCCUAAAUUCAUUAUUUAAACAGGCUGGAAAAGAGCAUGAUCCACCAUUGGAAAUAGAGACAGAAAUGCACUAUGUUGUCGAUGAUCCUGAAAAUGGUCAUUACGGGCAUUCUCUCAAGGUUUCCGAUAUCGAUCCAUCUAUCAACGCAAUAUUGAUCACAGGAAGCAUGUACGAUGCUCAUGGGGCCAAUCCAUGGAUCAAAGAAUUGCUACAGUUUUUGCGAACCUUGUGGAUUGAACGGAAGGAUCUGAAGUUUAGUGGUGUUUGUUUCGGUCACCAGAUAUUGUCACGAGCACUGGGGGCAAAAGUGGAACAAGAACCAGCCGGAAACUGGGAAUUGGCACAUACGGAAAUGGAUCUGACUCCUGUUGGGCAAAGAUUGUUCAAGACGAAAGACAAAAAGCUCAGUCUACACCAAAUGCAUCAAGAUCAGGUGACUACCGUGCCAUCGGCGUCGACAACUGAAUUGCUCUCCGAAGAUGACAGAGUUGAGGUCUGGGCCAGUACGGAACAUACAAAGAUUCAAGGUCUGUACUUGAGGGAGAGGCUGUUUACCAGUCAGGGACAUCUGGGUUUUGAUGAACAAGUUGUACAUCGUGAGAUUGACAUGCGUGUUGAGAGUGGCGGAAUUGAGGAUAAGAACGUAGCUGAGCAAGGAAAAGACACCGCGCAUCUAAAACACGAUGGGCUCACAGUCGCUGGCGCAAUUUUGAGGUUUUUCUAUGGAGACGAUCGGGAUAUUCAAGGAAGGAAGUCAGAGCAAAGCUAGCGGAAAUUCAUCCAGCCUCGUCGUUUUGAAUCUAUGCGCUUUAGUUUAAUCUUCGAGGUCGUUUGUCGCCAUGUGCCGAUUCAAAAUCACAUUUUUGGUCAUUUACCACUAAUACGGGGAUUUGAGCAUUCCGCUGCACCAGUGGAAUUAUUGUGUAUCUGUGUACACCAGGCUUCCGGAACAUCCUGAAGAGCAGUGAGUUGUGGUGAUCAACCCCGUGAUGUCAGCAGUAUAAUUGGAGAAUGGAUAUGCAUCAUCCGGUAAGCCAAAUCUCGUCUUUAUCCUUUAUCUCAUCUAUGUAACCAAAGGAUCUUGCUGGUGUCCUCUUAGAGAAAGCCAAUCAUAUGCGCCGAGGAUUGGUGUAAAGGUAUCGUAAUAUCAUUGGUCAUAGAAAUAAGAUCCGGUAGUCUUUGAGAUCAAAAAUAGAUGGAUACUACGACGGUGACAACCUGAACCAUCGUAUUGGAAAGCUACACCACGCAGCGUUACAGCCAAAUCCAAGCUUAAAUAAGUCGACAUCGUCAACGUUACAUAAGACAACUUGAGAAGUUUUAGCUCUUUUCAAUUUUUCCGCAGCUUCCCUCAGAGCAUGACAUCAAGAAGUCAAGGCACCCAUUUACCUAAUA
Molecule: messenger RNA, 2387 nt
Organism: Sclerotinia trifoliorum
Lineage: Eukaryota; Fungi; Ascomycota; Leotiomycetes; Helotiales; Sclerotiniaceae
Source: the annotation of a GenBank genome assembly